Medicago truncatula (barrel medic) is the source of this 1673-nucleotide messenger RNA. Its product is annotated as ultraviolet-B receptor UVR8. The record is from RefSeq and is a predicted model, not a curated record. The transcript has 3 exons. Bases 54 to 1382 code for a protein of 442 amino acids. NCBI's taxonomy places the organism in Eukaryota, Viridiplantae, Streptophyta, Magnoliopsida, Fabales, Fabaceae.
GAAAAGACAACAAAACAAAGCAUGAGACCGCCACGGAAUGAAUUCGGAAAGAAAUGUGGCGAUCACAGAGAUUAUUUCGGAAGCUGAAGCUAGAAAGUGUUGUUAUUCAGCGUCGAUGGAUGAGCACGGUGAUGAGUUUCGGCGACGGAACCCACGGAGCACUCGGUUUACCAACAACCACCGUCGGUAUAGGAACACAUGCAUACGAACCAACACCAAUUCCAUCUCUUCCUUCCGACAUUCUCACCGUCCACGCCGGUCACUACCACUCCCUCGCAACCACUUCCCAAGGUCAUCUUUGGGCUUGGGGUAGAAACAACGAAGCCCAGCUGGGCCGUGGGCUUUCCUCUAGAGAAACUUGGAAUGAGCCUAGAAGAGUGGAGGGGUUGGAACAUGUGAAUGUUUGUGGUGCUUUUGCUUCCGGUGUUGUUUCGUGUUGUGUUGGUGAUGAUGGGUCUGUUUGGGUUUGGGGGAUGUCCAAAAGGGGACAGCUUGGACUUGGAAAACAUGUUACUGAAGCUGUUGUGCCUUCUAGAGUUGAAGCACUUUCUCGACAAAACGUAGUUAAGGUCUCGUUUGGUUGGGGACACGCUCUUGCAUUAACUGUGGAUGGCAAGUUGUUUGGGUGGGGCUAUUAUGCAGAUGGAAGGAUAGGGAAUAUGGGGAAUGAUCACUUGGAGUCAUCUACAUUAGAUUCCAGUUCAAGUGCAUUUUCAAACAACACACAAAUCACGAGUUCAGACCUGGAAGUUGCUGAAAAGAAAGUCUUACAAGGAAUGGCGGAGGAGACUAACAUGCCAAUAAUAUGGGAACCUCGCUUGGUGGAAGAACUGCGUGGCAUUCAAGUUGUGGACAUUGCAUGUGGCCUUGAUCACUCUUUAGUUCUUUGCCGUGAUGGUGCCCUCUUGAGUUCUGGAAGUAACGUGUAUGGCCAAUUGGGGCGAGCUAGAGAAGAUUUGGGAUUUUUUCCUGUGGACAUAAAGUUCACUCCUGUUUCCGUAGCAGCGGGGCUUGGCCACUCUUUGGCAAUAUGCCAACUUGAUGAAUCAGAUAGUAAUGUCACUUUGGGGACUACAGAUAUUGCUUCAUGGGGGUGGAACCAGAGUUCUCAGCUAGGACGGGCAGGGCCUGCCUAUCUUCCUGCCUUGAUUGAUGCGUUGGCUGGGGAAAAUCCGGUUUCAGUUUCAGCAGGGCGUGCACAUUCGGUUGCUCUCACAUCAAAAGGAGAAAUGUGGGUCUGGGGAUCUGGUAAAAAUGGUAGACUUGGACUGUCAAGUUCUGUUGAUGAAGAUGAGCCGUUUUACCUGGAUUCCUUAGAAGGUUUUCAAAUUUUGCAGGUGGUGUCUGGGUUUGAUCACAAUCUGGUUCUUGUUGCUGGCUGAUCGUCUUCAACAAAUGCCUUAGUGCUAGGUUCAGUAAAUUUAGUAACCAAAAUAACAGAUAAGAAAAUAACAUAGGAAAGAGUGUACAAGGACGAAGUUGUGUCCCUUUUAAGUUCAAAGAUGUGUCUCUUUUAAGCUUAAACUAAAGGGUGGAGUCUUGAAACAAAUCCAAGCACUCCCUUGGUCCAAUUGUAAAUAAAUGUUGUUGUUACUUUUUUGGAGAUCUUAUGUGAUACUUAAGCUUAAACUUCAUCGUACAGUUUCAUACAAACACUUGAGAGUUGAGACUCA